This is a messenger RNA of Daldinia caldariorum, 2265 nucleotides long. RefSeq lists its product as uncharacterized. Lineage: Eukaryota; Fungi; Ascomycota; Sordariomycetes; Xylariales; Hypoxylaceae. The record is from RefSeq and is a predicted model, not a curated record. The transcript has a single exon. The coding region runs from base 235 to 1821 and encodes 528 amino acids.
GUUCGCGAGCUGUUGGAUUCUUCUUCGUGUCGUUUUAUACCAACAACUAGCAGCACGGGUUUUUUUCUAACUACCUAACCUAACCUACCUAGGUCCCUAGCAAAAAAUACCUACCUACUUACCAUCCUCGUACUCGUGCGCCUCGUCUAAUCCCGGACCACGAGCAAAAAAGGAAAAAAAAAUUCUCCCCCCUUUCCUAUACAUACCGCCAUCGUUCAUCGCUCAUCGUCCAUCAUGACGGCCAUCACCAAAACGACCCGCGGCCCAGACGGUUCGCAAUCGACCCUGACGUACCAUCUGCCCCCGCAAACCACGCCCUUCGCCCCCCCGCCGCAACAACAACAACAACAAGGCGCCACCAGCAUCACCACCAUGCCCCCCUCGUGCUCCCUGUCCGUCUUCUGCCGCGGCCUCUCGUACUACGUGUACUCGCUCAACACGGCGGCGCGCGACGCGCACCCGCUCGCGGGGCAGCGGUGUCUCGCGGUGCAGGAGCUGGCUGCGUCGACGGAGGCGGGGGGAGGGGCGGGGGCAGGGAGAUGGAACGGGGCAGGGAAAGGUACAAGGGUAGAGGAUGGGAAUUGGGAUGGAGGAGAUGGGGAUGUGGCAAAGCGCGUGGGGUACAACGAGGACUGCUGGCCGGAGAAUUACUUCGCGCUGUUCGACAACGAGUGGGGCGAGCUGAACGGCGCGCCGCGGAGCGGCAACGAGGGGAGCGCGUCGACCGCGGCGUUCCCCGGGGACAGGUGUCUUGCGGGGUGGACGGUGGCGUGCACGACUACGAUUACGGCGGGGGAUGGGGGUGGGAGGGAUAGGGGUAGGGGUAGGGGUAUGCGUGGGGACGUGGGUGUGGGUGUAGGUUGGGGGAAGAAUAGGAAUGGAAGUGAGAAUGGAAACAGGAAUGGGGCCGCGGAUGGAAACGAGAGAAAUGGGAGUUUCCAAGCGGUAGGGGUAGGGGUAGGGGAAGAAGAAGACGUGGAAUUAUACCCGCAAGCCUGGUGCUGCCCGCCCGGCCAAUGGACCUGCGCGACGGCGACCGCCGACGGCGACAGGCAGGCGCCGCAGCGGCUGUGCCAGAGCUACCUGACGGGGUCAGCGCCCACCCCGAUCUGGAUGUACUGGGACCCGGCGUUCGACACCGUGGUCCCCGACGGCUCCACGUCCAGCCCCUUCGAGGCGUACACCUGGACCGCGGACGUGCCCGCCGAGUCCGACCCGGCGCUCGCGGCGACGGUUUUUCGGAAGGUAUUUCCGCUUGUGCUGGGCAGUGGUGGUGGUGGUAGUGAUAGUAAUGCCGGGACUGGAACUGGGACUGGGAAUCCGGGUCUGGGAGCUGAUAGUAGCAGUAGUGACGGCGGUGGCGGUGAUAGUAGUAGUGAUAGUGAUAAGGUGACGGAGGAACCGCCAACUAUCACGGUCACGCGGGUCAUUACGCUGGACCCUAUGCCCCAAACGACCAGCAGCUUCGCUAUGGCGGAGCGGAAUAGGAGAUGGGGAAUAGAAUCCGAAUCCAGCACCGGGACGGGACCGUUACCCCCACCAGUACUAUCAUCAUUACCAUCAUCACCACCUGGAAAACACGUGCUGACGCCUCGGUGUCUGGCAUCCGUCUUGCUGGGUGCCGCUUUCUUAACAGCGGUUAUCUCGUUCGUCGGAUUCGCGUUGCUGUACCGUCUGAGAAGGAGGAACAGCAGGAGGAAGGGGUAUCGCGUUGUUUCUUCUGCUAUUCCUCCCGCUGCCAAGGCUCCUCUUGAGGAGAAUGGAAAAUUCGACGUAGGGGAUUUGCUCCAGCCUCGGGAGUCGGAGUCGAAGAUUAUUUGACGACGGGCGCUAGGGUCUAAAUUGCGAGCAUGGAGUUUAUACGAUAAGCACCUAGGUAUUUAUUUAUUUGUGAGGUUAGGUUAGGUUGUGUUUGAAUAUCUCGGUGAUGUUUUCACUGAGGCCAUUGCUACGUGUUAGGUUAGGUACCUCCUAUCUUUUUUUUCUUUACUUUCUUUUUUUUUCAAUAUUCUAGCUCUGCUGCUUUCUCAUAAUUCUAAUAUUCCAGUCCCGUCUAUUUAUUAGCUACCUCACAACGAGUGGACAAUCUGUAGGAUCGUUUCAGCCUAUCGAUUCUCCGCUCCGACCUCGACAGAGCCAGAAAAAAAGAAUAACUUACUAGAAAAUUUAACCCCCAUGUCUACUUCGUCGCAUAUUUCCAUAGCCGGCCCUUUAUAUUCACCAAAUCGAUCAACGGAGCAAUAGCAAAACUGUAGCAGUAUAAGA